AUGGCACGAUGGGCUGAGAACAAAGGAAUUCACAUUGAGCUGGCCCUCAUCCAUGAAACCGCCGUGACUGAAAUCAAGACAUGCAGUGAUCGCAAACUCAACAUAUAUAAAUGCGUCCGACGGCUUGGUGGCGGUUUCCGGCAUCGAGGCGACCCCGUCGGCGAAGAUACUCAGGGUGACGUACGGAUUGAACCCAAUCACGACAAUGGCAGAGAUGUUGACCACUUCAAAGGCCAGCACAUUCAAGCCAGCCGCAAGCCAGAGUGCAUGGUCUGUUGGAGCGAUCCACUGCACCCCAUUGACAUCUGGAAGACAGAACUUCGUUAUGAGAGACAUCGGGUCGGAAGAGGCACCGGGAACGUCGGAGGCAUGGGCUAUGAAUGGAAAAUUCAUGAUGUUAUCGAAGUCUGGAUUGAAGUCAUCCUUGGCAUAGAAGAGUCCAGCGAGAGUGAUCGGAGGGGCCUCAAACGCGAGGGCCAGCCCCCCGAGGGUGAACCCGAUGUCGGGGACGUUGAUCAAAUCAGUGAGCUUGAUCAUUGUCAGGUCGAUUCCCACGCCGAACUGAAGCAGUGUAAAUCCAAUGGGACCAAGCACGACGGUGGCAUCAAGCAUGACCCAGAGAAACUUAUUGUGAUAGCGAAGCCCAAUGUUCGCGAUUGA
Molecule: messenger RNA, 660 nt
Organism: Penicillium canariense
Lineage: Eukaryota; Fungi; Ascomycota; Eurotiomycetes; Eurotiales; Aspergillaceae
Exons: 2
Coding region: 1-660 (219 amino acids)
Source: RefSeq, a predicted model, not a curated record